This is a messenger RNA of Abrus precatorius (Indian licorice), 1275 nucleotides long. RefSeq lists its product as uncharacterized. The transcript has 3 exons. NCBI's taxonomy places the organism in Eukaryota, Viridiplantae, Streptophyta, Magnoliopsida, Fabales, Fabaceae. Gene Ontology annotation, molecular function: nucleic acid binding; RNA-DNA hybrid ribonuclease activity. The coding region runs from base 1 to 1275 and encodes 424 amino acids. Gene Ontology annotation, biological process: DNA integration. The record is from RefSeq and is a predicted model, not a curated record.
AUGUUGAGUCACACAACUUGGUUAGUGUCAAAAACAGACCCAAUCAAAUACAUCUUUGAGAAACCAGCCCUUACUAGAAGGAUUGUUCAUCGGCAGGUCCUAUUGUCAGAAUAUGAUAUUAUGUAUGUUACUCAAAAUGCAAUCAAAGGCAGCGCUCUUGCAGAUUUCUUAGCUCAUCAACCGGUGAAUGAUUAUCAAUCAAUACAAUAUGAAUUUCCUGAUGAAAAUAUAAUGGCGUUGUUUAAUGAGAAAGAAUCUUUAGCAAAAAACGAAUGGGUCAUGAUGUUUGAUGGUGCUUCUAAUGCACUCAGACACGGGAUUGGUUCUAUAUUGAUUUCUCCAGAGAAGCAAUAUAUCCCGAUCACAGCUAGAUUAUCAUUUGAUUGUAUGAAUGAUGUAGCUGAAUAUGAACCAUGUGUUAUGGGGAUUCAAGCCGCUAUAGAGUCAAAGAUCAAAAUUCUUGAGGUCUAUGGUGACUCAGCCUUGGCCAUUCACCAACUGAAAGGUGAAUGGGAGACUCACGAUGCCAAAUUGAUCCCUUAUAAAGCCUAUAUCAGAGAGUUGGUGGAGUAUUUCAAAGAAAUUACUUUUCAGCAUAUUCCUCGUGAGGAGAAUCAAUUGGCUGAUGCUUUAGCCAUUUUAUCAUUAGUGUUUGUAGUGAGUAAAAAAAAAGACAUAUUGUUCAUAAAGAUGCAACAGCUUAAUCAUUCUACCUAUAGUCAAAUGUUUGAAGAAGAAUAUGAUGAAUCACGAAAGAUCAUAGAAGAGAUUCAUGAAAGUUCAUUUGGGACUCAUGCCAAUGGACAUGUCAUGGCAAACAAGAUUCUAAGGGCUGGAUAUUAUUGGUUGACAAUGGAGGCCGAUUGUUUUCGUUAUGUGAAGACAUACAUUGAUGUUAUUAGACCCAUUGAACCUAAAGCCUCUAAUGGUCACCGCUUCAUUCUAGUUGCUAUUGACUAUUUCACAAAAUGGGUUGAGGCUACUUCAUAUGCUAGUGUGACCCGAAAUGUGGUGGAGAGAUUCAUUAAAAAGGAUUUGAUCUGUCAGUAUGGCCUCCCAAGCAAGUUGAUAACAGACGAUGGCACUAAUUUGAACAACAAAAUAAUGAAAGAAUUGUGUGACAAUUUCAAGAUUCGACAUCAUAAUUCUUCCCCCUAUUGCCCAAAGAUGAAUGGAGCAAUUGAAGCAGCCAAUAAAAAUAUUAAGAAGAUCAUUCAAAAGAUGGUGGUGACAUACAGGGAUUGGCAUGAAAUGCUGCCAUUUGCCUUACAUUGA